Rhodotorula toruloides NP11 is the source of this 1197-nucleotide messenger RNA. RefSeq names its product Esterase, SGNH hydrolase-type domain protein. The transcript is spliced from 9 exons. The coding region runs from base 1 to 1197 and encodes 398 amino acids. The record is from RefSeq and is a predicted model, not a curated record. Lineage: Eukaryota; Fungi; Basidiomycota; Microbotryomycetes; Sporidiobolales; Sporidiobolaceae.
AUGGGCUUGCCGCACUACGUCAGAGUCGGUGCCGCCGAAUCAGACGAGUCGACGUCGACCCUUGUCGACUUACCAGCCUCUCGAGGUGGGGCAUGGUUGCGCUUGUACGGCGGAUGGGUGCUUGCAGGGGUAGUCUGUCUGCUCUGGGCUCUGGCUCCUCGAGGACAUGCUGCGAAGGCGGAGGAGUGUUUUGACCCGUUCACCGCGCCGGGAUACAUCUGGCGACCGGAAAACGGCUCAAUCCGACACAUCCCUUACCCUCCCUCCGCUUCCCUCGCCGACCUGACGACCUUCCGACCUAUCGGAGAGUUAGCAGACCCACCUGAAGAUGCUUUACGACUAGCCGCGCCAGCGUAUGGCGACUUGCUCGAGCGGGAAGAGAGGGCGGAUCUGCCGGAGUUGCGGUGGAUGCGGGACAAGACGAUUGUCUUCAUCGGCGACUCACACGACCGGCAGAACCUCGAGAUCUUCUGUGACCGCCUGCACUCGACAGGCGCAGUCCUCUCCGUCCCACAUUAUCACAUCAAGGCUCACUGUCGCCUGCCCGAUCUCAACCUCACCCUCGCGCAAUGGUUCCACUUCGGCCUCGCUCCAGAAUCCGACUCUCUCCCGCCCGACGCAUGGAACAUCCCCUCAAUCCCGACCUCUCACGUGAAUGAGAAUCCUGCACCGUACUCGAUAGAAGGGAAAAUGAAGGAGUACUGGCUGUCGGACGUCGAGGAGAUUGGCAAGCCUGACUUGAUCGUGCUCAACUCGUUCUUCUGGGACCUCCGCUACUUCACCCUGCGAGCCAAGCACUUCAUCCCCUCUCCUUCCCCUUUGCACGCAACCGAACGCCCUCUCACCUACUCCGAACUCGCAUGGCACCGUUCGCGCGUACGCGACUUUGUCGACCUCGUGAGGGAGAAGUUUCCGGGCGUGCCGCUGAUGUGGAAGACGGGUCAAGAACGCGAGUCUAAUAGAGGGUACGGGAACGUCGCUGUCUACCAGCUCAAUCAGAGUUUGCGGGCGGUCUUGAACCGACUGAACAUCCCCGUCUUCGAUUGGGGUGCGUUGAUUACCGGCGAAUGGCAGUACAACGACGACCAGCACCUCAAGCCUGGUGCUCCUGCUAGACUGUGGGCGGACAUGGCGUUCUGGUACUUGAGAAGAGCGGUGAAUGGGUGUGAGUGUUGCAUAGAUCCGCCGCUCUCUUAG